UGUCCCGCUUCUGCUCCUGGAGCUUGCUCUGCUCCUCCGGGAGGAUCUCUGGCUCCGGCUACCUGGGCACGUUAUUCUCGCCUCGGGUGAUUAAACCGGGACUCGAUGUGACAGAAUUUACGCGUCCCGGAUCGUCGAAGUGGAUCAGAGCACCAGUAGUUUUCGGGGACUUUCCCGGAGAAAAUUUAAAAUGUGAAGAGCUGAAUGUUUUUUCUCUUUUCAGCUGAUCCCCGGCUGCUCUCUCCCGCACAGGAUCGAGACUGGAUGGACCGAUGCGCGCCCUCGAACCUCGCGGACGUUUAACGGAUCGUUUCUCACAGCUGGAUCAUACUCUCGUGUCUGAAACAUUUGGUGGUUGGUGUACAGCAGAGCGGCGGUGUGUGGAGGAUGUGGCUUGCGCAAAUCGAGCGUUGGUCUGAACCCACUGUUUUACCUGGACGCUUGCGGAUGAUUUUGCGCCUCUGAGAUCUCCCUGCGCGCACAAAGCACGACUCCAAAAAGGCUGAACACUGAAUCCUUUACUCAAGACGGCCAGUGAAGAUGGCUCCUACGUGUUUAACGUGUAUUUUGUCAGAUUGGCGUCCAGUCUGAUCAACAUCAUCAGCGAUGUAGUCAGCCUGUUCAUCUGCGUGCUCAUCAUCUGCAGCAAAUACUCACAUCUGCUCAAACGGGAGACCAUGAAGAUGAUCCUCCUGCGCAAAUUCCGCGUCCUGAUCCUUAUGGUAUUCCUGAUCGCGUGCUCCAUGCACAUCAUGAUAGACUUGUUACCGAAGCUGGAGAGGCAAGGCGGCAGCGGCUGCUCGUGCUCGCACACGCCGAGCGAGGAGCCUCAGAGCUGGGGGAAGCAGGGCUGGCCUAACAAGCACACGCUGCGGAUCCUCCAGGACUUCAGCAACGAGCCCAGCUCCAACAUCUCCUCCCACUCCCUGGAGAGGAGUCCGGUCACUGGCGACAAGACGCACGCGCCCAGGAAGCUCGAGCAUCUCGGGCAGCGCGGGGACAGAAAGAGACAGUUCAUCCAGGACGCCGCGGUGACCAAAAACCUGCCUGCGAAGGGGUCAAGGUUGUCAGCGCUUUACGAGCAUCCGUUAUAUAAAAGAUCUCCGCCGCCUCUGACCGACGAGGACACGCUGUUCAACGUCAACACCGACAUCAGAUUUGACCCCAAAGCUGCGGAGGAUCAGUCAUGGAACACUGAAAGCAACAUGGAUGAGUUCAGCCCCACAGGUGAGCUGACGUCCGACUCCUACCCCAACUGGCUUCGCUUCCACGUCGGGAUUAAUCGAUACGAGCUGUACUCCAGACACAACCCGGUCAUCGAUGCUCUGCUGAAGGACCUGGUCACUCAGAGGAUCACCAGCGUCGCGAUGAAGUCUGGCGGCACUCAGCUGAAGCUCAUCAUGACCUUCCAGAACUACGGCCAGGCACUGUUUAAACCCAUGAAGCAGACCCGGGAGCAGGAGACCCCACCAGACUUCUUCUAUUUCUCCGACUUUGAAAGACACAAUGCCGAGAUCGCUGCCUUUCAUCUGGACAAGAUCCUGGACUUCCGUCGUGUCCCUCCUGUGGCCGGCAGACUCGUCAACAUGACAAAGGAGAUCCGAGAUGUCACACGAGACAAAAAGCUCUGGAGGACCUUCUUCAUUUCACCAGCCAACAACGUGUGUUUCUAUGGAGAGUGUUCGUACUACUGCUCCACUGAGCACGCCCUGUGCGGUAAACCGGACCAGAUUGAAGGAUCCCUGGCUGCCUUCCUCCCAGACCUGGCGCUCGCCAAACGCAAGACGUGGAGGAACCCUUGGAGACGCUCCUAUCACAAACGCAAGAAGGCAGAAUGGGAGGUGGACCCUGACUACUGCGAGGAGGUCAAACAGACACCACCGUACGACAGCGGAACACGACUGCUGGACAUCAUGGACAUGACCAUCUUUGACUUCCUCAUGGGAAACAUGGAUCGCCACCAUUAUGAGACAUUUGAAAAGUUUGGAAAUGAGACGUUUAUCAUCCAUCUGGACAACGGCAGAGGCUUUGGAAAACACUCCCACGAUGAGAUCUCCAUCCUGGUGCCGUUGACUCAGUGCUGCAGGGUGAGGAAGUCAACCCACCUGCGUCUGCAGCUGCUGGCAAAGGAAGAAUACAAACUGUCCACGCUGAUGGCAGAGUCCCUGGUGAGGGACCGCCUCAGUCCCAUCCUCAUCCAGCCACACCUGGACGCCAUGGACCGACGGCUACGCCAGGUGCUGAAUGUGCUGUCAGAGUGCGUUGAGAAGGAGGGCUACAGUAACGUCGUGGAGGACGACCUGCAGGGACACCUGCAGGGACACCAAGGGACAGACCACGCCCACACCGCCCCGCGACGAAGGUAGCUGUCCGGGGGCGCCAGUGGCUAGGUAGGACAGCCUCCCUGGAGUUAGGGGCUUCAGUCUUUCCCUUCAAACUAAACGAGCUCCAUCUGAACUGAACUCCUCAGAGGGCUCGAUUUGUUUCUGUGCUGAACUUCCAGCCGGCUGUCGGUGCCGCACAUCGGCCGUCUUGAGGCCUGCCGGAUCGGACUGGACUUCAGAUGUUUGCAGGUGAUGUUCAAGACUUUUUUGGUGGAUCAGGUGUCACAAACUAAACUGAACCCACCAACCCCCACCCCUACAUCACCUAGACUCCUUAAAACAUCCAGCUCUGACUGUAGUGUAGGAUAGUUUCACCGCAGCACGACCAAACCAUCAAAGUCUUGCAAGAGACGCCUUCUCUCUGUCUCGUUCAGGACCCUUUUUUUGAAUUCAGUGAAUUCUGAGGGACUUGUAAAGACCCCCCACCCCCAAAUUAACAAGCUGAAUUGUGUGUUUUUACGUAUUGUUGGUAUUGCAAGUGUUCACGGCGACGGCAAAGAAGGCGGCGGAGGUUGACGUCCUGUUUUAUUGAUUUGCCGAAAAAUGUUUUAUCGUCUUAUUUUAAUUUGAGUUGAUUCAGCUUCUGUUAUUUGGUAUUAAGAUGGAAGUAUUAGAUUGGAGUGCAGGUUUACUCCGGGAGUUAAUUUUCGCCCGUGCUUGAGAGAGUAUUUAUUAAAAUCCAUAUUUAUUAUUUAAAGGGAAAACUGAAGAUGAACUGUUGGAUUGACAUCACAGUGGUGCACUUCCUCGAUUGUCCAAAAGAUGGCAAACUGAGCAUGUGCAAAAGCAGCUGCCAGGUCCAUGCCUCUCAGUAGAGUGAACCCUUUCCAUGUUUCAGCCCAAUCCAAACAUCCAGCUCGAGCUUCGAUAUAUGCCACCAUCGGUUAUAAAUUCUGUUCCCGUUUGAUCAGACGUGAGGUUGGAGUUACCAAAUGCCAAAUGUGACACUGAUAGUUUUCUAUUCUUAUUUCUUUGUAAUAUAUUUGAUGUGCAGAUGUUGCUGUUGGUGAGAGAUUAUUUUUCAGGAUGUAUAUUUCAUUCAUAUUUCCAGCAGCGUUGAAACUGUUGGGGAUUCAGUCGCCGGCUGAAAGUUAAUAUAUUCAGUAGGAAACUCUAGUGCCUGUGCAAUGAUAGAAAUACUUGAAUGUCUGAAGGUACGAGCUCUAGAUCAGAGACCGAGGUCGACAAAUUUGUGUGUGCGUGUGUAUGUGUGAGCGUGUGUGUGCUGACUCCAUCUGUCCCAUCAGAGUUUUGUUAGUUUCCACAGUCCCGUGUCGGGUCAGUAAAGAGAUAAGGGACAUGUGGGAGGAUCCACAGAGAACUUCAAGGUGACGUAAAGUAAAAAAAGCUUCUUUUUUUUCUUUUUUUUUAUUCGACUCAUUGUUUCUGUGGAUUUUUUCUUUCAUUUCUUUGCAUCAUGGUAAAAGUGCAAUAAAACAAAAUGAGCAGAAUAUUGUAAUGUCAGUUUCAAUUUGUUAAAAAAAAUAUUUAAUAUUGUUUAACCAUUUAAAAUAAAGCCCACUGUAACAUUCAUGAUUAGUGUUUACGGGGAAUAUGGAGAGGAUGCUGCUUAAAGGGGAACACCACCUAAGUUUAGCCAAGUUCAAACCAAAGAUCUGCAAUGAGACCAGUUGAAACAUUGCAAAUUCUGCAAGGUUGUAAAAACCUGCCAGUUUUCUCUAAUGAAACUUGGUGAGAUUUUUUAGUUUACAACUCUCUCUACUUCCAUUCUGAUCUCCAGCUUGUCAGGAUGAUUUUGUACCUGAAUAUAAAAAUGAAAAAUGUCAAUUUUCUGCAAAUGUAAAGAAUUCCACCCUUUAAGGGACCGCAACAGGAAUUAGCCUACUUUGACCUUUGACCUUGAUUUUGAAAGAAUUACAGCAGCUCCUUCAUUCAGCACUCAAGUCUGAUGGUAUUAAAGCUUCCAGUGAUCACAAUUCUUUGCAGGACAUAAAUAUACUUGUAGAAAAUGGUCAAAAAAAUAUUGCAACAAUACAUUUUUUCUGACUCUAAAGUGAUCAUAGGUGAGAAUGUGAGUGUGAAUGGUUGCCCAGUGUCAUCAGUCUUCUUAUCCCAUUCUUAGAAAAGAAACUGAAUAUUAAUGACGGGCAAAAAUGAAUAAACAAAUGUUUCUGAAUGACUCUUUUUAGUGUCCCGUAUGUACCUAGACAGCCUGUCAGGGCGCUAAUUCAUUUCAGUUUCACGUAUCCAAAUCUGCUCUGCCUAACCAGCAAAUUAUGGGUUAAUCCACCACAGGUGUCAUGAUUAAGGACAGAGACACAGACAGAGCAACAGCCAUUUGAUGAAAUCCAUGAAUAAAA
Messenger RNA from Plectropomus leopardus (leopard coralgrouper), 4705 nucleotides. RefSeq names its product FAM20C golgi associated secretory pathway kinase b (gene fam20cb). NCBI's taxonomy places the organism in Eukaryota, Metazoa, Chordata, Actinopteri, Perciformes, Serranidae. Gene Ontology annotation, molecular function: protein serine/threonine kinase activity. Gene Ontology annotation, cellular component: Golgi apparatus. Gene Ontology annotation, biological process: protein phosphorylation; enamel mineralization. The record is from RefSeq and is a predicted model, not a curated record.